CGAAGUUCCAACGUAGAAAUGCAAUCCUCUUACAAUCUACCUGGACAGAUAUGGAUUAGGUCUGCGUGUCCCUCCUGCAGCUCGACCGCAGGUCACAUUGUAAGGACUUGAAAGGAUAUGUGUGAUCCCGACCCGCUACUGCAAUAAUUCCGAGGAAUACAUUUGUUGAAGACGAGAAAAUGUGAAAAUACUAUCAAAUAAAUUGAACAAGCUGUCAAAAUGUUGCAGUCGCUCGCUAGUUGUCGCAGUAGGCAUCGUGGUGUACCAUAUCCGCAAAAAAUGCGUCUGAAGUUCGUUGGUCUCCCAAGUGCUGAAGUUGCCUCUAACCUCGGGCUCUGACGACGCAACAAACCAUCUCCUUCCAUUUCACACGCUCCGAGAAGCCCUUCCCGGCUGUCAUGUUUAUCCAGCACCGGUUGUGAGUUGUGUUGAGAGGUGUUUUUGCGUGAAGGUGAACUUUGUAGUGUCGGCAUGUUUGGGGAAUGUUAAGGACAUGGGAGUCAAACGCCUCAAUUCUUUGUAAAGAAGGCCAGCGACGAAGGAGAUACGAAAUAUACGUGUGCAGGACAGCUACUUAAGAUGUAUUUUUCCUGAAUCAAACCUCUAACCAGUCCAGAAGAUGAGGAGUCUCCUUCUCUAAGGCUUUGAAUCACCCUCCUUCUGGAUCUGGGCACGCUCGGGGGACAAUGCGAAAGAUCGCAGUCCAUGCUAGAGGCUUUCUGUUGGCGAUAUCUCACCACCCCCGGUGGCCCCCCCUGAGAAGCACCCCUUCCUUCCCAGCCCUGCCAUUCUCCAGUUGUGUGCUCUGGGCCCUCUUGGGGGUACUGGUGCUCCCCUCCAGCGUGCAAUGCCUCGUCUUCAAAGUGGGGGUCCUGGGGCCCUGGAGCUGCGACCCGCUGUUCUUGAAAGCUCUUCCCAGUGAGGCCGCUGCGCUGGCGGUGAGCCGGAUCAACAGUGACGUCACCCUGGACUUGGGGUGCAGGUUGGACUUCGUGGUCCUGGAGGAGGCGUGCGAGACCUCCAAGGCUCUGACGGGGUUUGUGGAGUACGAGAAACUCACCUCCGCCUUCGUGGGCCCUUUGAAUCCUGGAUACUGCGACGCGGCCACGCUGCUGGGCAAGAACUGGGACAAGGCCAUCUUCUCCUGGGCCUGCAUCAACUACGAGCUGGACAAGAUCCAGAGCUACCCCACCUUUGCCCGCACCCUGCCCUCGCCCACACGGGUGCUCUUCAAUGUGAUGCGGCACUUCAGCUGGGCCAACAUCGGCAUUGUCUCGUCCAACGAGGAUAUAUGGGUGGACACAGCCAGUAAAGUGGCCAACUCGCUCCGGAGCCUCGGGCUUCCUGUGGGCAUCGUAACGUCCGUGGGAGAAGGGACCCAGGGGAUCGAACAGGCGCUGCAGAAAAUUCAAGCAGCUGGAGAGUUAAAAAUUAUUAUCAUGUGCAUGCACUCCCUACUGAUCGGAGGACAGGAGCAGGCAGCUUUCCUGCUGAGAGCCAGCGAGAUGGGCCUCACCAGUGGCAGAUAUGUCUUCGUGCCCUAUGACACGCUCCUGUACAGCCUUCCAUACCAGAACAGCUCCUUCUUCCUACUGAGGAACGACAGCAAGCUACAGGAGGCCUAUGACUCUGUCCUCACCAUCACUGUGGAGUCCGACGAGAAGUCGUUCAAUGAAGCCUUCAACGAGGCCAGAGCUAUGGGUGAAAUAACAGCACCUCAAGACCCAAGUCGGGUUUCACCGUUAUUCGGAACCAUCUAUAACGGCAUUUAUCUCAUGGCCAAUGCCAUCCACAAUGCCAGGAGGUCUGGCCAGUGGAUUUCUGGAACUAACUUGGCCUCGUUCACCAAGAACAUGACAUUUAAAGGUUUCAACCAGAGGAUCCAGACAGACAGUCGAGGGGAGGGUUUGACGAACUAUGUCAUACUGGACACGGACGGGCAGGGGAGCCAGCUGUACCGCACCUACCUGGUGGACAUGACCUCUGACCUCGUGCGUUAUGCAGGCCGGCGCAUUCACUUCCCAGGAGGCUCCCCGCCCAGUGCGGACUCCAGCUGCUGGUUUAAACCCAACGCCAUCUGCACUGGAGGGGUGGAGCUGACCUUUGUGAUCCUGGUGUUCGUGUUCAUCUUCCUCCUGGCUGUGGGUGGUCUGGGCCUCGCCUUCCUCAUUAGGAGGAGGAUCCAGCAGAUCCAGCUUGUGAAGGGACCCAACAGGAUCCUCCUGUCUCUGGAGGAUCUCACCUUCAUCAACCCACAGCUGAGCAAGAGGAAACUCACGUUGGAUGACCUGAGUGAUUCCAAGAGCACGAUCGAGGGAAAGAGUGUGAAGUCCAUGGCACAGUCUCAGUCUGUCAACAGCAUCACAGCCGCGACACACGAGUCCUCGAAUGUCGCUGUUUAUGAGGGAGACUGGGUCUGGUUAAAAAAGUUUGAGGAUGGCACCUUCAAGGAACUCAGGCCAAGCUCGACCAAGAUUUUGACCAAGAUGAAGGACCUCCGCAACGAGAACGUCAACCCGUUCCUGGGCUUCUUUGUGGACUGCAGCAUGUUCGCCAUCGUGACGGAGCACUGCUCUCGGGGGAGCCUGCAGGACCUGCUGCGCAACGAUGACGUCAAGCUGGACUGGAUGUUCAAGUCCUCCCUCCUCCUGGACCUCAUCAAGGGCAUGAAGUACCUUCACCACCGCGAGUUUCCCCACGGGCGGCUGAAGUCUCGCAACUGCGUGGUGGACGGCCGCUUUGUCCUGAAAAUCACCGACUACGGCUACAACGAGCUGCUGGACUCCCAGAAAGCUCCCAGAGCACAGCCCCCUCCCGAAGAUCUGUUCUGGACAGCCCCUGAGCUGCUCAGGGACCUGGACAACUCUAGGAAGGGCACGUAUAAAGGGGACGUCUACAGCUUUGCCAUCAUCCUGCAGGAAGUGGUAGUUCGUGGCCCCCCUUACUGCAUGCUGGGGCUCCCCCCUGCAGAAAUCAUCCGGAAGGUGAAGAAGCCGCCACCGAUGUGCCGGCCCACAGUCGCCCCCGACCAGGCCCCCCUGGAGUGCAUCCAGCUGAUGAAGCAGUGCUGGAGCGAGCAGCCUGACCGGCGACCGGCCUUCGAGGACAUCUUCGACCAGUUCAAGACCAUUAACAAGGGCAAGAAGACCAACAUCAUCGACUCGAUGCUGCGCAUGCUGGAGCAGUACUCCAGCAACCUGGAGGACCUCAUCAGAGAGAGGACCGAGGAGCUGGAGGUGGAGAAGCAGAGAACAGAGAAGCUCCUCUCUGAAAUGCUGCCCCCCUCUGUUGCAGAGGCCCUGAAGACUGGGGCCACAGUGGAGCCAGAGUACUUUGACCAGGUGACCAUCUACUUCAGCGACAUCGUCGGCUUCACCACCAUCUCCGCCCUCAGUGAGCCCAUCGAGGUGGUCGACCUCCUCAACGACCUCUACACGCUUUUUGAUGCAGUGCUGUGCAACCAUGAUGUUUACAAAGUGGAAACUAUUGGGGAUGCAUACAUGGUGGCCUCAGGCCUGCCGAAGAGGAAUGGCAACAAGCACGCGGCAGAGAUUGCCAACAUGUCUCUCAACAUCCUCAGCUCUGUGGGCACCUUCAAGAUGCGGCACAUGCCUGAUGUGCCUGUGAAGAUCCGAAUAGGAAUACACUCCGGGUCAUGCGUGGCGGGCGUGGUGGGCCUGACCAUGCCCCGGUACUGUCUGUUCGGAGACACGGUCAACACCGCCUCCCGCAUGGAAUCCACCGGCCUGCCUUAUAGAAUUCAUGUUAAUCAAAGCACUGUGAAGAUCCUCCGGUCUCUGAAUGAGGGGUACCAGAUAGAAGUCAGAGGGAAAACAGAGCUAAAGGGAAAGGGCAUUGAAGAAACGUACUGGCUGGUGGGAAAAGCUGACUUUCUGAAACCUUUGCCAAAGCCUCCAGAAAUCAAACCAGGGGACAACUGGCAGGAAAUGGUGACUGACGAGAUCAAAACAAUCUUCCGAAAGGCCAACAGGAAGGUGGACAAACCCAAAAUCUGAGAGAAGGGGACCGACGUGGAGUGUGAAGUCCAGCCAGGGAGCUGCGUGAUGAAGGGACAGAGGCCAUUUGCUGCAGCUUACAGAGAGCACUUUAAUAGGAUUGAUCACAGCCUGUUUAAUCCCAUUCUGCCCAGCACAGCAGAAAAACACAGACCGGUAACAAAAUUAAAGGGCUUUGCAGAGUAGGAGAUAGGAGUAUGUAAUCAAGUCUGAUACAUUAUUCCCCUUUGAAAGGGAUUUUGAAACAUGCAGCUGCUCCCUUUCUUAAUUUUGGCCACCAAGUGGCUCUUAGUAAGAGUUAAGUUAAAACGUUCAAGAGUGAGAACACUUCAGCCACUUCAUUUUCAUCAUCAUUGUAAUGUCAAUUGUGUUUUUGAUUGUAUACUGGAGACGGAUGUCAAAAGAGCUGCUUGUGAAUCCUAUUGUGAAUAUCAUUUUUAAACUAAAAUAUACUGCAACUUUUUUGUUAAUGUUUUAAUUUAAUACUGUAACAGUGGCAGUUCAUGUAAAUGUUCAGUGUUGUUGGUAUUCUACAUCACAGAGGGGGAAUAUUGUCUUUACUGGUAGAAAAAUGUGCUCUCUCUUCCCUCUCAUCUCUGAGUUUCAGUGGAACAGAAACAGGCAGCGAGACUGAACUCUGGCACCUUACUAAUCUCAUGAGAUUUUCCCAGGUUGCCCAAGAAUGAAACCACCAGAACACCAGUCCCUCAAUGUUCCACAGCCCACUCUUCUUGGGAAUACAAUCUACAUCAUCCUAAAUACAACAUCCUCUUAUUGUCUUCACUGAACUGAUUCUUUAGUUAAGAACUCAGGUCAGCUGUUUAUAGAUCUUAAUCAGUUACUAAUUUUAAAAUAUCUAUAAAAAUCAUAGGACUUCAACUCUCAAGCACUGAAGUUGCCCCUCCGUUAAUUCAGCUGUGUAUUGCUAAUAUAAUAUUUUGUUUUUCUGUUAAAGUCAUCAGUGGAAGUCAUUCAGCAACUGUUGGAGAAAGUCGUCUCUCAGGGAAAUGUUUUUAUUUAUUUAUUCUUUAGAGGUAUGUGUUUAUUAUGAUACUUUAUUUGAGUAAAAGAUCCUUCUCAGGGAGAGAACAGAAAGGGACUGAGUGCAUUCUAGGGUCGACCUGGUAAAGAAUGAUUUCCAAAGAUCCAAAUAAAAAAGAGUGCAAAGUCAUAUUAAGUAUCUUUGCUUGCAGACGUGUUGAAAAGAAAACACGGGUAUCAAAAGGUUUAUUCCUACAGUGCUUUGGAAAACUGUGAGAAAGCAAGAGGAGCAAAAGUCAAAUGAGAAGUCAAAAUCUCAUCAGAAUUAAAAAUAUGAAUUAAAGAGGAGAUGUUUCCUGAAAAGACCACAGGCAGAAAAAAGAAAGACCUUUGGCAGAAAUAACAGACAAAUUGGAGAUGGAAUUAACCCCACAUGGAAAAAGGGGAUAUUUUUCUGUGACAUAGAAAAGACACAGGGAAACAGGAGGAUGUAAGAAGACACCUUAUUCUCAUAAAUCAGGAAUCAGAAAUGAUCCACAAGAGUUGCAGUGAACUGGCUUGUAACCCAGGACAUAAUAAGAGAUACUUGAAUAACUUAAAAACAUUUUUCCUUUAUGAAUCUUGAACAAGAUAACAUCUUAAUUGCUUUGCUUGAACACCCUUAAAAAUCUUUCAUGUUUUUCAGAGAAAGCUGGUCAAUGUUUGGCACGGCACAAGGAAUUUACUGGACUCCCAAAAACACGAACAGGAAGUAAUCAUUAUUCAUGUCGCUUUGUAAAUAUUUGUGAAAGAAAUAUAAUCUUGGACAAACAUCUGGGUAUCAGUGACCUAUCUUUUCAAUACAAAGCUCUGUAACUCUCAGUGGUAUGAUUAUCACUCUGGAUGAGUGUUCCAAGUGGGACAGUUCUUAUCACAACCUUUGACUUACAUGUGUCAGAUAUUUCUGCAAAAUCUGACAGUAAAAUAGAAAAAUUAUUAACUAACUAAAAAGUGUUAACAUUUUUUAAUAACUGAAGGCUGAUGAGUGUCUUUUUCUAUUUUCUCCAAAUUCAAAUAUAUUAAACAUUUAUCUCUCCUAGUGAGUGUAGGUAAUGAGAUGAAUUUCAUUUCACACUAGUCGUUUUUACAUAAUAUCUAAGUGGAAGUAAAAUGAACACCUUGUGUUGAUUUUUAUCACUGAAUUGGAAACCAGCUACAGAACACACAUCACUUUGAACUGUUCAACCUUAAGUAGAUCUGCAAAAUGUUUAAUACAGCCUGCAUAUUGUACUUUCAGCAAUUGUAGUCUGCAAUUAGUCUGCAAUAUUUUUAAAAAGAUAAAUAUAUUGCUGCAUGCACUGUUAACAUGUAAGCUGCAAUAUGUAAUCAAGUGAACAUAUUGCAGACUGAGAUACUGCAUUUGUUUAAUGCACUUUGAAAACUAAGUCUGUCCUAUUUUAGGGCAUAAUGGUAAAGAUCUUAUGAAUGUUUUUGUUAGAUAGCUCAAUACGAAGCACAAAAGUAUCCUAAGUAAUUAUAUUCAUAAUUCAUAUUUAAUAAUUCAUAUUUAAUAACAUAUUAAAAUAAUUCAUAUUUAUAAUGAUAGUGCAGCUAUGCGGAUGUACCAUGGGCUUUUAAACAUCCUUAGGUUUGUAAGACAAACAUGCAAACAAAUCCUAAACUACAUGUCAACAGUAAGAGUUAAACAACUCUUAUUUUCUGAACUAUACACAAUGUCAAACUUAACAAGAAUUAAACAGCCAUAUAUCAGUGAUGUAAACUAAUUUGAAGGUUUCAAAAAUGAUUUAGCAAUCUUCCAGGCUCACUCACUUGUGGUCCUGGGAAAUAAAAUCCAAAUAUAAAUCUGAAUUUGCAGUGGGGUAUUCUUAGGAAAAACUGGCUUAAAUUAUAUGCUGUUAAAAUUGUUAGAUUUUAUUGUACAAAAUGUAAUUAUACAAGACAUAUUGAUAACUAGAGGAUUAUUUUUAGAGUGUACUUUAUACUUUUGAAAGGUACAAUUAUAUUUUAUGGUGUAUUUUCUUAGAUCUUUGUGUAACACAAAAUUGAAAUGUAAAUAAA
Messenger RNA from Lepisosteus oculatus (spotted gar), 7055 nucleotides. RefSeq names its product guanylate cyclase 2F, retinal (gene gucy2f). Gene Ontology annotation, cellular component: plasma membrane. The record is from RefSeq and is a predicted model, not a curated record. NCBI's taxonomy places the organism in Eukaryota, Metazoa, Chordata, Actinopteri, Semionotiformes, Lepisosteidae. Gene Ontology annotation, molecular function: guanylate cyclase activity; protein kinase activity; adenylate cyclase activity. Gene Ontology annotation, biological process: intracellular signal transduction; protein phosphorylation; cGMP biosynthetic process.